Molecule: messenger RNA, 615 nt
Organism: Coccidioides immitis RS
Lineage: Eukaryota; Fungi; Ascomycota; Eurotiomycetes; Onygenales; Onygenaceae
Product: dynactin Arp1 p25 subunit
Exons: 2
Coding region: 1-615 (204 amino acids)
Source: RefSeq, a predicted model, not a curated record
AUGGCCCCCAAAGCCAUCAGGGGUGAAUACAUAGAAACUGAUACUGGUAACAAGGUCUCCCGUCGCAACCAAGUCCACGGCACGCAACACAUCAUUCUUGGAGGCAAAACCGUCAUCCAAGCCGACGUCUGCAUACGCGGUGACCUCUACCGUCAACAACCACCAACACCCUCUUCUCCCAGCACCGCCACCAGCGGCGGUUCCGGUAGCAACCCAAACACACCAUCUAUCGCUGUCAGCAUCGGACGCUAUACCUACCUCUCGCGCUCCUGUCUGCUACGACCACCCUCUCGCCUCCAUCGAGGCGUGCACUCAUACUACCCUCUCAAGAUCGGAGACCACGUGUUCGUCGGAGAGCGUAGCGUGAUCGAAGCAGCUACAAUUGGAAACCAUGUGCACGUCGGAAAGGAUGCUGUGGUGGGCUGCAUGGCAAUUCUAAAGGAUUUCGUGGUAGUCCUUGACGGCGCGGUGGUCCCGGCUGGAAUGGUGGUGCCGAGCUUCUGCGUGGUCGGUGGAGCGCCAGCGAGGGUUGUCGGUGAAGUAGGUGAGGGCUUUGGUAUUGAGGGUGCCGAGGGGGGCAUGGCAAGAGAGAGGUACCGGAUGGUUGGGCGGUAA